UGCGGGACACUGCGGUUGCCGAGUCAACAUGGCCGUGUCCCGCAUCCCGCUUUGGGCCACUCAGACAGAAAGAGCAGCCCAACGAGACACGAGAAAUUCCAGUCGCGGCCGACGUCAAUUUGCAGCCAGCAGCAUAACAAACCCUGCCCGCUGCAGUCCAGAGCUGCGGCCCUGCAGGAACUCUACCAUCGUCAAGAUCUUGCGUCGCAUCCUGCACCCGUGGUUGAGGCUCCGAUCCAUCACCCCGCCUCUUCACAUGCAGCUUUGCCCCAUCAUCGCUUUCUGAAUAUUCCCAGAUUCCCCCCACCAGCGGUGUGGAGAACCCUUUCCGUCUGCGGCACGCACGGGCAAACAUCGCUGCUGUUCUCUUCGCGCCAUCGCCUCGCCGAGAUAGCUCGUUCCAAACGCGUUGCCGUAACCUGGCGGUCUUGCAACAGCUCGCAGCAGCACCCAUCACGCGCCCACCCCGAUUCCCCACGGAUCCUUCCUCAACCGAUAGCGGGCAGCAAGCAAUACUCGGCCGUCUCCCCGCCACCCCCGCCGCCGUCCGCGAUGGCGAGCUUCAUUGGGAACCUGUUCCCGGCCGGGAAGCAAUCCGACCGCCCAGGCACUCCCACCCGUGGCAACUUCAUCACUCCCGCCAGUACGCCCCAGGGCAGCCCCAGCAAAAAGACUGUUCCACCGGGCGCCAACGAGCUGCCGAACGCUCUCGAGCACCUGAAGCUUGCCCCUCCCCCCACCUUCGAUAGUCCGCUGAAGCUCAACCGACCCCAGAGCGCCGUCGCCUCGGCCACUCCGUUGGCCCCCACGUGGAACAAUGCCCAAGCCCCUGACGACUCGAGCGUCUUCGUCGACGACAGCGUCCUCCACAAGUCGGGCGCCUCGCCCAGCAGCCACCUGAGGAAGCAAGGGCAGGAGAACACCCCGCCCCCCCUCGCCCCUCCACGCCAUGGGAACGGAGGUGACCAACACGGUCUGCAAAGUCAUGCUGCGCUCUCUCGGCAGGAGAUGUACGGAGAGAGGGAGAGGGAGCCUAGGCUUAGGCCCACAACGCCCGCCGCGGCCACCAGGCGCUUUAACACGUCGCGCGGUCUGACAGCCGAAGAGCUCGAGAUCUUGCAGAAGCCCAACGUGAAGAGGAUGGUCAACGUUACGCAGCUUUACUUCCUCGACUACUACUUUGACCUCCUCACAUAUGUUGGGUCCCGUCAGGGCCGGCUCAACGCUUUCCAAUCCGAAUUCCCCGCACCGCCUGAAACCGAUGUAGCCACGUACGAGACCAUGUGGCACAAGUACAAGGGCCGCGAACGGGCGAACCUGCGGAAGCGACGCGUCCGGCUCCGACAGGGCGACUUCCAAAUCUUGACCCAGGUCGGCCAGGGCGGCUACGGCCAGGUGUUCCUGGCGCAGAAGAAGGACACGCGCGAGGUCUGCGCACUCAAGGUGAUGAGCAAGAAGCUGCUCUUCAAGCUUGACGAGGUGCGCCACGUCCUGACAGAACGCGACAUCUUGACCACGGCCAAGAGUGAUUGGCUAGUACGGCUGCUGUAUUCGUUCCAAGACGACAAGAACAUAUACCUGGCAAUGGAGUACGUUCCGGGCGGAGACUUCCGCACACUGCUCAACAACACAGGGGUCCUCUCCAACCGACACGCCCGUUUCUACAUCGCUGAGAUGUUCUGUUCGGUGGAUGCGCUCCACCAGCUAGGCUACAUUCACCGCGACCUGAAGCCCGAGAAUUUCCUGGUUGAUUCGACAGGGCACGUAAAGCUGACAGACUUUGGACUGGCAGCGGGCGUGCUAGCGCCGGCCAAGAUCGAGUCGAUGCGGCUCCGUCUGGAGAAGGCGUCAGAGACACCGGUACCGUUCGGAAAGCCGAUGGAGCAGCGGACACUCGCUGAGCGACGAGAGGGCUACCGGACGAUGCGUGAGAAGGACACCAACUACGCCAAGUCGAUCGUCGGGUCGCCCGACUACAUGGCGCCCGAGGUGCUGCGCGGCGAGGAAUACGACUUUACGGUGGACUACUGGAGCUUGGGGUGCAUGCUGUUCGAGGCGCUGACGGGCUUCCCGCCGUUUGCGGGCGCGACGGCCGAGGAGACGUGGCGCAAUCUCAAGCACUGGAAGGAGGUGCUGAAACGGCCGGUAUGGGAGGACCCGAACUACUUCCUGAGCAACCGGACGUGGACCUUCAUCACGACGUGCAUCAACUCGCGAUCACGGAGAUUCGCCAACAUCCGUGACAUUUACGCGCACCAGUACUUUGCAGAGGUGGACUGGGAGACUCUGCGAGACACCAAGGCGCCAUUCGUGCCGGAGCUGGACUCGGAGACGGACGCGGGAUACUUUGACGACUUUACCAACGAGGCCGACAUGGCCAAGUACAAGGAGGUGCACGAGAAGCAGCAGGCGCUCGAGACCAUGGCAGAGCGCGAUGACGAGAUGAGCAAGGGGCUCUUUGUCGGAUUCACAUUCCGUCACCGCAAGCCGCAGGGCGAGGACGGCGGCAGCCCGCGGAAGGCCCUGGCAGCGGACACGUUUGGUACGAUGCUGUAGGGACAGCAGGGCUGCCAAGACUACAGCGUCCUGUAUGGCGACGGAGGGGAGACGGCCAACCACGGCUCCUCCUCGGGGCAGCACGCCGGUGACAGCAGCAUUGUCAGCAAUGCCAGCAGCCGGGUGGACGCGUCGCUGUAUGAACAAUUCUACGAACGGCGGUGGCACGGAGCUCGCUUCUCCCGUGACUAACACAAGACCGAGAGGUCGACGUACCUGGGCCUAUUGAAGCGAUGAUUGGGCUGAGGGGUACCUGCGUGCGUUUGCAUGGGGCCAAAAAUAUCUUGGUCGUGUUUGGUUGGUCCUCGCGGACGAGAUGGGACGGCGGCUCCAGGAGUCUGGCUCGGCAUCCGGACUCUUGACGGAGUGGCGGUCUAUGUCGGAGCGGCUGCGACAACGGCCACCACUACGCGUCUUAUUUUCUUUACACACUUGCAUUGGGCAUCAUGCCAUCACUUUCCUUCUAUUCACACCCCCUCCCCUUAUCAUCAUAACGCAUUUUCCUUGUCAGCCGGUUAUGUACGAAGGAUGUCGAUGUGGUCUUCCUGCUAUGGAUUGUUUUGGCCCUUGGUUUAUUUUAUGUUUUGUCCAUGACGGAGUUUUGUGUGGGAGCAGGAACGGGUUGCAUCUGGUAUAAGAAACGUGGGUGCACAGACAGGGCCCUGAUUCUCGUCCUGUGUUGAGAUUAAUGUGGAACGGAAAAGGACGGUGUGGGUGAGUUGUUUAACAUUGAUAGAGCUGGCAGGUGGAAGGCAUCGAAUUCAUCUGAUGUGAGCCUUGGGUACCUUUUUUGUCGGUACGCCAGAUCGCUUUCUUACCGUGUUCGUUCCGUGUCGUGUGCGGCCAAGGCUUGGGAGGCGAAACGACGGCGAAGGACGGACAGGCGGCAGGCACCGAUAACACGGACAUGAUUCACUAUAAAAGACGGACAGCUGGCGGUUUGAGGGCGAGUGGAAGCAAACGCGUUGUUGCCCUGUCGAGCCUUGCCGUUGUUGGCCAAGAUCACGCAGCGCCAAGAAUGUCGGAGAAACCAGGCGUCGUCAUGCUGGAGCUGUCGAAGCCGUUUGUCGGGCACAUGAAGAUGGGUGUUGGCUAGCAUCGCAUCCCAGCAUCGGUGGUCGGCGGUUGGCAUUGUCCGAUGGGGGCUGGCACAACUUGGCUAGGUGGGGGA
Molecule: messenger RNA, 3727 nt
Organism: Gaeumannomyces tritici R3-111a-1
Lineage: Eukaryota; Fungi; Ascomycota; Sordariomycetes; Magnaporthales; Magnaporthaceae
Product: AGC/NDR protein kinase
Exons: 3
Coding region: 553-2556 (667 amino acids)
Biological process (GO): peptidyl-serine phosphorylation; intracellular signal transduction
Cellular component (GO): spindle pole body
Molecular function (GO): ATP binding; protein serine/threonine kinase activity
Source: RefSeq, a predicted model, not a curated record